Molecule: messenger RNA, 1567 nt
Organism: Linum trigynum
Lineage: Eukaryota; Viridiplantae; Streptophyta; Magnoliopsida; Malpighiales; Linaceae
Source: the annotation of a GenBank genome assembly
CACACUGCUCCAUUCAAUUUCCACCUUAUUUCAAACCCCAAAUCACCAGCUUCCAAAAUGAGUGACCACCUUCCUCGACCCUUCCGUUUCGAUGGCCUUGUCCAUACAUUCUCUGGCUACAUGUUCCAUGAGCCGUUUGUAGUUAACCAUCACCGAUAUCUGCAGCACUUCGAUAAGCGGAGGCUGCACCAUAUCACUCAGCCGGAUCCCUACGAGUUCAACCUGUAUAAGUAUGACAUUGUGUCGCUUAUUGAGGGACUCGGAUGGGAUUUCCUCCUCCGCCAACAAGUGCAUCCUGCCUGUCCUAGGGCAGUAAAGUAUUUCUAUUCCAAUCUCAAGAGCCAAGGGAUCAGUUCGAGAAGCCUUACAACUCGAGUGUAUGGUCAUCUGUUGACCAUACCAGUUGAUGCCAUGAAUGGCAUUCUCGGUUUUCCAUCACAAGGACUCGGGAUUGCUCAUCCUUCUGAGUUCUGGAAGCAUGAGUUCAAAGUGGAGGUGGAAUAUGGGAACUUCUCCACUGAACCAACUGGUGGAUCCGACGUUCCUAUUCCUGUAUCUUGGCUGCCUCCUAGACUGAGGAUCUUCCACCAUUUUCUCACUCAUGUCCUCUUUCCAAGAUCCUUUAAUCAGGACCGUGUCCUUCCUAUGGACUUAUGGAUCAUUGCAAGUGCAACUGCUCGCCGAAAGCUGGAUUAUUCAAGCAUAGUGUUUGGCCAACUUCUCCCUGUUGGGGAUGAAAACUACAGAGGAUUUGUGCCAUUUGGGUCACUGAUCACUCGUUUACUGAUCAACCUUGGGGUAGAUCUUUCAGAGUAUAGGAGCAUUUCCUCCACCAUGUACAUCAGUGCACUUAAUGUGCUGAUGGUAUUGGACCUUCCCACUGACAUCUCUCCUCCUCCUCGUCCUUCUACCUCUCUUCUUGGGCCUCCUCCUAAGCCCUCUGCUGUCAAGAAAUCCAAGUCAGUGGGUGAACCCAGCAAGACUGGGGAUCUAGUCUUCACCAUCUCUGAAGGGGAAUCUUCCUCCGAUGAAUCUGCUGCCACUGCUCCCGCCUCCUCUCCUGCUUCUUAACUUCUCUAGUUUGUUUCGCUUGUUAUCCUGUUGGUAGGAUAUGUUUCUUCAGUUAGUAAGCUCCUAGUUCUAGUUUCUUUUGGGGUAUUUUGCUCAGGGGGAAUCCUGCACAGGGCUCUGUCCUGAUAUUUUGUAAUGCUGCGUGCUUCUCUUAUCGCAGCCUGCUGUACUAUCUUUUGUUGGUGUUUGCUGGUGUUUGCUUGGUAUUGUCUGUUUUGCAGAAGACUUCUCGGAUGAAGGGGGAAAUUGUUGGCUUAAAAACGGCGACGCUUCUCUCAGUCAGAAGCUUCCACUACGACGACGUUUCUCCCCCAUCCUCCAUUCAUCUCUUCGACACCGUUUUAAAGAAACAUCAUCCUUCGAAGUCAAAACUGGACUCCUCGAUUGAUGAUCUCUCUGAUCAUCCCUCUCGUUCGUCUUCUUUCUAACGAACGCUCCAGCUUUUCUGCAUCCGCUCCUCCUAGCACCGUCUCUACAAGAAAGCAUGAUAAAGGCU